Thamnophis sirtalis is the source of this 2743-nucleotide messenger RNA. Lineage: Eukaryota; Metazoa; Chordata; Lepidosauria; Squamata; Natricidae. The record is from RefSeq and is a predicted model, not a curated record.
GGCAAUAGUGCGAGAUGAUUAUUAUAAUAAGAAUUUUUGUGACCAACUGUGCCAAUGGGCUGAAUCUCGGGCUUGUAGCCAGCAAGCAUGUCCCAUCAACUGCCAACUUGGUGACUGGGAAGAGUGGUCAGAGUGUGACCCAUGUGUUAAAAAACAGUUCCGUGUCAAGUCUCUGCUACAACCAUCUCAAUUUGGAGGUCAGGAUUCUUGUGGGCCAAUGGUGGAUGACCGGCCCUGUUUUCCAGAAAAAUUAUGCAACGUAGAGGAAGUGAACUGUGGAAAUAAGUUUCAAUGUGAUAACGGACGCUGUAUUGCCAGGAAGCUAGAAUGUAAUGGAGAAAAUGACUGUGGAGACAAUUCAGAUGAACAAAAUUGUAGGAGAAUAAAGGUUGUCUGCACAUCGCCAUAUCAAAGCAUACCCAGCGUGCACAGCAUGGGCUUCGGGUAUCAUAUCCUGGCUGGAGAAACCCGUGGAGAAGUCCUUGAUUAUUCAUUCAAUAACGGUAGCUGUGUUGUGCUGAAAAGUGAAGACCAAAGAACUAGAUAUCGUCUACCUGCUAACCUCUACAACAUCACUUUUGAGGUGAAAACUCAAGAAGAUGAUGUGAUAACCACGUCCUACACCAGCUUAACACCCUUGGUCCGUUCUUAUGAUAAAGCCUCCUCUUCUAGACACGUUCAUUGGGAUACUAGUGGGAUCCCCUAUUUUUGGGGCUCAAUAUCAACCACAACAUCAACCUCAUCUUAUGCGUUCAAGCAAGCUAUGAAAGCAUCCCAAAAAAUGUCUUCCAAAUAUAUUAGGAUCCAUAAAGUGUUCGCAGUUUCAAAUUUCAUGGCGAAGAAGCAAGAUCUGCAACUCUCUAACGUGUUCUUAAACUCUCUGAAAAAAUUGCCUCUGGAGUACAACUAUGCUCUAUACAGCCAGAUUUUUGAUAACUUUGGGACACAUUAUUACACAUCUGGUAUAUUGGGAGCCAAAUAUGACCUUCUGUACCAGUUUAGUGAGAAAGAAAUAAAAAAUUCAGGUAAGUGGGUCCAUAGGAUGUGGGUGUCAGGGUUCCAAAUAGUAUCCAAAAUUAAAUCAGAGUCCAAGGCAAAGUAUUGCUCAAAGGUUUCCCCCAUUGUGGAUUUGGUGAAGAAUUUCCCAUGCUCUGCAACAAAACGUUUUAAUCUCAGGGAGGCCUUUUCUGAAUAUAUGAGGAAAUAUGACCCCUGUCUCUGUGCCCCGUGCCCCAAUAAUGCUCAACCAGUUUUAUCAGAAACUGGAUGCCUCUGUGUAUGUAAGUCUGGAACAUAUGGAAGCAACUGUGAGCUGCGAGCACCUGACUACAAAUCAGAUGCAGUAGACGGCUACUGGAGUUGCUGGUCACCGUGGAGUGCUUGUGACGCAUCUUUUAAGAGGCAAAGAACUCGGCUGUGCAACAAUCCUGAGCCCAUGAAUGGAGGAAAACCUUGUAAAGGUGACGCUGAAGAUGAGGAACGGUGUUUUAUCUCAAUGUUUAAAAGCCAAAUGAAAAACCGUGUUAUGAUGUUGGAGAACAAGCAGAAGUGAUUUGCUUCAGUGGCCAUUUUCGCUCAGGAUAUCCAUUCCUUCGCUGCCUUGCAGACAAAACAUGGGCACAACCACAGAACGUUGAGUGCCAAAUUUUGGUUUGGGGUGCUACUUGUGUAAAUGAUGAUGACUAUACUGAAGAAGGCCGGAUAAUACCUAAAUGUGACACGGGAUGUUUCACUCCAGAAGCACCAGAAAAUGGAUUCAUCAGGGGUUGGCUUGUGACAGACCAUCAGUUUCAGAAGCUGUCCAUGUGACCCCAUUUAAAAUUCAGUAUGAUGUUGGGGACCAGAUCCACCUGACCUGUCCUAGAGGGUACAGUUUUACAGGCCUAGAGACUUAUGUAUGUGGGGACCGAAUGUCCUGGAUACCUGCUAUUCUGAACUCACUUGAAUGCAAGAAAAUUGAUCCACUUCAGGUCAAAGAUAAUUGCAGUCUUGGGAAAAAAGAGGUGGAUUCCCAUUGUGUCUGCAUAUCCCCGGAAGAAGACUGCAACACCGGCUCAGAAGGUAUUUGUGUAUUGGAUGUACAAUCUGAACAAGCUGUUACAAAUCCUAGCUGUCGUUUUCUGGCCGAGAAGUGCAGGAAUGAUGAACAAGUCCAUUUUAUCCAUAAUGGACCUUGCAAUGAUGACACCAGGUUGACAUGGGCUAUUCAGAGAGCAAAUCUUUCAGCAAAUUCAAGAAAGAAAGAGCCUUGUGGAUACGAUGUAUGCUAUGAUUGGGAAAGAUGUUCAGAAGAAAGGUUGCAGUGUACCUGUCUGCUUCCAAAUCAGUGUCCAAAGGGUGAAGAACAGGUCUAUUGCAUUCAAUACGGACCUAGAAAACAAAGGAGGACAUCAACUCUCUGUGUACUUGGAGCCAUGAGAUGUGCCAGUGCGAGGGUAACGCUCUUGCAUCCUGGGAAAUGUGUGCCAUAAAAUGAGGUGGCAAACAAAUAUCCAAUGUCCUCAGCCCUAUUUCAAUCACAGUUCAAAAUAAAUUCAUUGAAUUAAAAUGUUGGUUUAAGAACUGAAUUUUGUUUAUAUCUCCUACUAAUUGUUUCAGUUGAAUCUAUAUAAAAUUGAUGAAUCUCAGCACCUUGGGAGUUUUGAGAACAAGUGGUUAGCAUAUUCAUCAUAUAGCUACCAUAAGAGUAGUGGUGGGAUUCAGCCAGUUCGUGCCUAUUCGGGAGAACUGAUUGUUAACUUUU